Eucalyptus grandis is the source of this 1418-nucleotide messenger RNA. RefSeq lists its product as uncharacterized. Lineage: Eukaryota; Viridiplantae; Streptophyta; Magnoliopsida; Myrtales; Myrtaceae. The coding region runs from base 102 to 857 and encodes 251 amino acids. The transcript is spliced from 6 exons. The record is from RefSeq and is a predicted model, not a curated record.
GAGAAAGAGAGAAAGAGACGCGAUCGUUCCUCAGUACCGCCGGAGUGAAGGAGAAGAUCGGAUCGGAGGCUCGCCGGCGAGGAGAGGGGAAGACAUCGGACAUGGAAGAGGCCGCCAAGGAACAAUCCGCCGGUUCCGGGAAGCCGAAGCUGCUCCGCUACGGGCUGCGAUCGGCCGCGAAGCCGAAGGAGGAGAAGCAGGAGGUGGCGGCGAGCUCUUCUUCGUCUCGGAGGACGAGACGCUCACCCUCAGUGAGUAAAAGCAUGGGCAUUCUUGAUCUCUCUGGGAAGGAGAAAUCUGCGAAGCCACCUAGAAGGCUUUCCAUCCCUGCUAAGUCCAGUGUGAAUCCAGCUCCGAAAUUGGGUGGCAACGUGACUCCAAUCUCCGAGGCAAGAGUGAGGAGACCUGGGAAUAGUCAAGCAAAGAACGAAACACCACUCUCUAGCGUCUCCCGGUCGUCUGUGCGGAAGAAGUACAAUCUUCUUGCUUCAACAUCGUAUUGGCUAUCACAGAUUAGUCUCUCGGAAUCUGAUAACAAGCACUCUAUUUCUCUCGGCUUUUUCAAACUCGCUUCUGAGGCUGGAUGUGAGCCCGUUCAGAAAAUGCAGGAAGAGCUCAAAUCUUAUGCGCAACGUCACAAUCUUGCUGAAUUUGGAGAAUCACUGAAGGAGUUAUUUGAAACUUACAAUAUUGCGGAGAGUAUAGAGCAGAUGCAAGUGUCUCAAACCUGUUCUCAGGAGCCAGAAGAGGAAACUAGAGCAUCUGAUGAUGAUGUCCAUAGCUCUGUUUCAGUGAUGGGGGCUAGGAAGCUCAAACCUAAGUCUUUGAACAAUGAAUCUGCUCAAACUUCCCAGUAGCAGAAUCAGCCAAGGACUCCAAGCCCAAAGCUGCCACUAAGAUUAGAGAACCUGUCAGUAGGAAUUCGGCUAACUCCAAGACCUUCAAAGACAGAGAAACUCGAAACUUGCAGAAGAAGCCCCAGAAGUCAGUUAAACAAGAACUCAACAAAGAAAAGGCAAAGAAGCAAGAAAGAAAAUUGGCUGCUGAAGAAGGUCAAAAUAAGCAUUUACCUGAAGAGGACACUGUUGAGAACAAGGAAAACAUGGACUCUGCUCUGGUUCAAGAGGGUCUGUCCGAGGCUGCUUAAGCCUAUGUCCAGCAUCCAUCCCGUAAUGAGGAACUCUUUGCUUGUAUAGAUAGAAGUUUCUACAACUAGUGUGUUGGUGUGGUUUGAAAAACUAAAAUCAUCUUUCCUUUUGCUGGUUUUAUUUGCAAUUCCAAUAGGUGAUGUAUAAGUGUACUCAAACAAUCGGACCGCUCCUCUCACAGUGUGGUUAACGUUUUCUGGCCGAGAGGCCUUGUUUGAGAUGUGGUUUUAGAUUCAGUGAAGUGGCAAGAUGAGAGGAGGAACAGCUUGC